Messenger RNA from Melanotaenia boesemani (Boeseman's rainbowfish), 1698 nucleotides. RefSeq lists its product as uncharacterized. Bases 227 to 1216 code for a protein of 329 amino acids. NCBI's taxonomy places the organism in Eukaryota, Metazoa, Chordata, Actinopteri, Atheriniformes, Melanotaeniidae. Gene Ontology annotation, biological process: generation of catalytic spliceosome for second transesterification step. The transcript is spliced from 5 exons. The record is from RefSeq and is a predicted model, not a curated record.
GCACCUUUCUGGGUAUUCACCUGGGCCGCACCGUAUAACACAUUUCCCUUUGUGGGGUUUCAUUUGUAGUUUUCAUUUUAAUUUAAUAACCGAUUUAUACUUAUAGACUGGCAAAACAUCUUUUAAUAAUAAUUUUAAUUUACUUUAUAUUUUAAUAAUUGUCUCAUUCUAUAAAUAAAUUAUUUCCCUUAAUGCUUAGUUUUCGCCUUUGAGUUACUCUCGCGGUAUGUUGCCGUCACGUGACAAUAACUUUAGGUCACGUGGUUUUAUUUUGUUUGAGUCCCAGGUUUGGUCUGGAAGCUGUGCCAGUGAAGUUGAAAUGGCAAGGAACGAAGAAAAGCAACUGGGGAAACUGAACAGACUGUGGCUUCAGAAAGAGAGAGAGGAGGGGCGACUCAAAGACGUUAACGGCCGUCGACCCAAGCUGUCUACUCUUCAUUCUGCCUCCUCUGUGAAAAAGUGGAUCCCCAGCAUCAAGAAUGAAAUAGAGUAUUACCUACAGCAAUCCCAGCUUUCUCAUUACCCCGAGAGGAAGAUAACAGAGUUCCAACUGCACAUCGAGGCUUUGGAAAAAGAGUACAAAAGCUUCAUAACAAAACUACGAGUUCUGGAUCCCUCAUGUAAACAGCAUCCAUGGACUCCCAGAGCAUACUGCAAAAGGAGAGCAGACACACAAGACUCUUCCAGCUCAGUUAAAACUCCUCGACUGUGUGAGCCAGAUGAUGGUCUUAAUCAGUGUAACAGAGGUGGGAUCAACUUGGCCUCAGAGACAGAGGGACCUCACAGAUUUUUGGAGACCAGAUUUCAAACCCUUGCACCCACCAACCUGGUCUCAGAAAUCUCAGAGGUGUUCUGUUCAGCCCAGGACCAGCCUCUUACUUUUGACCGUACACGACUGGCAGUAGCUUCUGCUGCAUUCAGAGGACCAUCAGCUCAUCAGAGUUCCUCUCAAACACAGAACCUUGCCCAGAUGCUGCAGUUUAGUCUACCAAAUCUUAAUAAUUCUCCAUCAAGACAGAGGUCUUCAUUGCAGGGCAGAGACAGUGAUGGGGCAGCGAAGAGUUCUGUUACCGAGCAGAAAGGCAGCAUCCAACACAGCGAACCAGCAGAGACAAUACCUGGAAAACCCUCCAUCAGUGAAACAACAGUGGAAAGAAAUGGUCAUACCCUUGGACUAGACUGCUACUGCUCUUCUGAUGAGGACAGUGACAUGUAAUAUUUUUACAUUAAGGAACCUACACGUUUCUAUAUUUUUUAAAAUUAUAACAGACCAUUUAAUGCAAACUCUCUUAUGUGUUCAAUUCAAUUUAAAGUUUCGUUAGGAACUUCAUUCACAGAGAGCGACACUACAUAUUAAAAGUGGGUUAAAAACAUAAAUACAAUAGAAAAAAGCACAAUAAAAGCAUACAUACAACACCACAGUAGCCAUUCAGCAAUCUAACAGAUAGGGUGCAAAGCUUCCUCUGGUUCUUAGUGCUGAAGGCCAGUAUCUCAGACCUGAAGGUGGGAGACUGUAGCAUCUGUGCAGUGUGUGACUGGUAUCUAAUGCUCUCCUUUUCAUUUAGUCCUUCUGUUGUAGAUGCGGAGAAGAGGUUCCUGUGCCAGUUUUAUUGAUCAUUGUUAUGAUUUUGAUUAGUGGAUUGUGAUGGAUGUUAGUGACCCAAACCAGAAUGAUAUAUUAAAGGUUCGUUCAACAUA